This is a messenger RNA of Bactrocera latifrons, 2544 nucleotides long. RefSeq names its product agrin. The coding region runs from base 445 to 2427 and encodes 660 amino acids. The transcript has 6 exons. Gene Ontology annotation, molecular function: protein binding. The record is from RefSeq and is a predicted model, not a curated record. Gene Ontology annotation, biological process: cell differentiation; multicellular organism development. NCBI's taxonomy places the organism in Eukaryota, Metazoa, Arthropoda, Insecta, Diptera, Tephritidae.
UUUGCAUUUCGAACCUUUCUUUUCGGUAGCAGUGAUAAAGUCAAACGCGCGCGCGCACAUCAUAUUUUAUAUUAGACAAAUUUCCACAUAUACAGUCCCAUAUCCAAAAAAAAAGUACAUUUUACCAAACCGCGUCAUUAUAACGGAAAACCACAAAGAACCCAUUAUUGGUAAUACAAUCAAAAUACUGCCACUGUAAAUGCUUCUAGCUUACUUGACUUGUGAAGCUACGAUUAAAGCAAAAGUUUUUGUUGUCGCCGGAACUUCUGCUGCUCUUUGAUUGUUGCAAACGAGCGAAAGCGUUACGAACAAAAGAAAGGUAAAAAUUUUAAAUCAAAGGUUAAGCAAACUGCCCAUAAUCACACAAAAAGCUAACAUAUACUCACACACACACAUCAGAGAUUCCAACUGAAAGUAUACAACAAACAGUGAAUUGUAGUGAAAAUGCUGCGCAAGCAAGCCAUUAAACGGCAACAAGCCAGAAACACGCAGCCGCCGCCCCCUACUAUAGCCGCUCCGGUCCGCUAUCAACGCCGCCGACAUCAACAGAUGUUCCACGCGACUGCAGCAACGUCGCCUAUGCUGCAACGGUUACUGUUAUCUAUGCUGUUGCUUUUGCUGAUGCUUAGCCAGAGCGAAAACACCGUUGAUGCAGCCACAGACUCACCGAUUAAGUUCAUUAAGUUGCCAGCUCAAGCACCAGUAAUCCACUAUACCCAGAGCAAAGAUGAUUCGCCGAUAAUCAGUUAUCGCAACAGUAAGGACCAUACUCCAACUGAUAGCAUUGAAAACGAAACAUCGACGCCGAUUCUAAGCCGUGCUGCUUUGCUUUAUUCCGAGUACAUGAACGCAGCUAUGAAUACAAUGAGUUUGGACGAGGAUGCAGUGCAAAGGCAGCAACGAAGCAAUGCUAACUCCUGCCCUAGAUCGUGUCCGCCAAGUACAACUGUGGGCGCUGUACCGGUUUGCGCUUCUGAUGGUUUAAUUUAUGCGAAUCUCUGCGAAAUGAAGAAAAAGACUUGCUCCCGAAAUGGGUCAAACACAGUGAAGCCCGUUAAAGACAGCUGUGAACGCGCGCGGGGAUCCGAAUGCAAGCACCGGUGUCCUACAGAGAAAGACCCAGUUUGCGGCACUGAUGGCCAUACUUACUUGAAUCGCUGUAUGUUGCGCGUGCAAGCGUGUCGUGUUGGCUUGGCUGCGGUUAGCAUGUCGCAUGUGGGCGCCUGCAGUAACAUCAGUGCCAUACGUGAAUCUUGUCCAGUGGAUUGUAAAAGUGCUCCUAAAGACGGUCCUAUCUGCGCCUCCGAUGGCAAUGUAUACAAUUCGACAUGCGAGAUGAAAUUGCUGACGUGCAGCCAAGGUGUAGUGAAGACCAGUCGGAAGCAUUGCCAAUCGACGCGCAUGUGCCGUGAGUCUUGCUGGCGUGUUGCACGGCCCACCUGCGGUUCUGAUGGGCGUUUGUAUGCCAGCCCCUGCAAGAUGCGAGCAUACAACUGUGGCAAGCAUAUUUUCGAAGUACCGCUAGCAUUUUGCAUGUCUCAAGAGCGAAAUACAAAUGGCAGCAAAUCAGCAGAUAACUGUCCCACCGAAUGUCCUCCUACCUCAGACGCGCCAUCACAAUAUGUCUGCGGAAGCGAUGGCAAUAUUUAUUCAUCGCUUUGCGAAUUGAAAAUGUUAAACUGUGGUCCUCAACGAAAAUCUAUACAGAAAAUGAGCAUGGACAAGUGUAAAACCCGUUUGAAUCGAUGCAAACAGCUGCCGCCUUGCAAAGACUUUAAUAAUUUAUUCGGGUCCAUAUUUUCCUCAAAUCGCAAUGACAAACUGUGUGGCAGUGAUGCAAAAACCUACAACAAUGAAUGUGAGCUUGCGCAUGCAACGUGCUUACGUGGAGUAAAUCUGGCUCAUAUAGGACCAUGCACGGACCUGAAAGCUCAAAGCAAGGAUUGUGGUGAGCGUUGUACGCGCACCGAUAUCGAAAGUGGACCGGUGUGUGGUUCAGAUGGUAAUACAUUCCCUUCAAUGUGUGACUUUAAACGCCGAACUUGCCACAUGCGAGUGGUACCCGUGUCCUUGAAGAACUGUUUACUCACUGCCGACUGUGAGUCGGACUGUGAUGCACAGCCACCGAAUUUCGUAUGUGGAUCCGACAAUAAAUUUUAUAAAUCCGAAUGUCACAUGCGAAAAGAAAACUGCGGUAAACAUGUGUUCGUAGUGCCGCUAAAGCGUUGCCUCAGUAAUAUUCAGUUUAAAGGCUGCUCUCGUAUUUGCCCACGAGAAUUCGAACCGAUCUGUGGAACGGAUGAUAUGACAUAUCUGAAUGAAUGCUUCCUGGAAAUCGAAAAUUGUCGAACGAAUAACACCGUAAAAGUUGGUCACUAUGGAGCCUGCGGACGGCCAGAGGCGCCUUCGUCGAACUACCUUUACUAACAAGGAACGUACGUUCACAGAGCUUCGGCGUCAACAUAGUUUGUUUACUAUUUAAUUUUGUUUUUGCAUUUAUUUAUGUAUUUAAUUUAAUUUUAUUUAUUUGUAUUACACAAACAG